CCCACCAUCUCCCCAAGAUGCAGUUUCUUGAUGUGGAGGAGCCUCUGGCUGAUGAAGAGGAUGACGUUUUUGGUGAAGGACUGCCAACCAGACUCCCAGAAAUCAUGUUGGUAGGGUCCCAGUCCUUCUCACCGGGAGGGCCCAAUGGGAUCAUUAGAAGCCAGUCCUUCGCGGGGUUCAGUGGCCUUCAAGAAAGACGAUCCAGGUGUAACUCCUUCAUUGAAAAUUCCUCAGCUCUCAAGAAACCCCAGACCAAAUUGAAGAAAAUGCACAAUCUAGGACACAAAAACAACAAUCCUCCCAAAGAGCCCCAGCCUACAAGGGUGGAAGAGGUCUACAGGGCCCUGAAAAAGGGACUCAGUGAAUACCUGGAUGUUCACCAGACGGAGCUGGACAAGCUAACGACUCAGCUCAGAGACAUGAAGAGAAACUCGCGCCUGGGUGUGCUGUAUGACUUAGACAAGCAAAUUAAAACGAUCGAGAGAUACAUGAGACGCCUGGAGUUUCACAUUAGUAAGGUGGACGAGCUCUACGAGGCCUACUGCAUCCAGCGACGUCUCCAGGACGGCGCCAGCAAAAUGAAGCAGGCCUUCGCAGCGUCCCCCGCCAGCAGAGCCGCCCGCGAGAGUCUGUCGGAGAUCAGCCGGAGCUACAAGGAGUACACGGAGAACAUGUGUGCCCUGGAAGCGGAGCUGGAGAAUCUGCUGGGGGAGUUCUCCAUCAAGAUGAAAGGUCUGGCCGGCUUUGCGCGCCUCUGCCCUGGAGACCAAUACGAAGUCUUCAUGAAGUGCGGCCGGCAGAGGUGGAAGCUGAAGGGCAAGAUAGAGGUCAACGGCAAACAGAGCUGGGAUGGGGAGGAGACCGUCUUCCUGCCCCUGAUCGUCGGAUUCAUUUCCAUCAAGGUCACAGAGCUCAAAGGGCUUGCGACUCACCUCCUGGUGGGCAGCGUGACCUGUGAGACCAAAGAGCUGUUUGCAGCCCGACCGCAAGUGGUGGCCGUGGACAUCAACGACCUCGGAACCAUCAAGCUGAACCUGGAAAUCACCUGGUAUCCCUUUGACGUGGAGGACACGACCCCAUCCUCGGGGGGUGCGGGGAACAAGACGGCAGCGCUGCAGAGGAGGAUGUCCAUGUACAGCCAGGGCACCCCGGAGACGCCCACCUUCAAAGACCACUCCUUCUUUAGGAGCCAGCUGCGUCCCUCUGCAGACAGGCCGUGGUGGCUGUCUGUCUUGAGCRCCUCCAGGGACUCUCUCUUUGCCAAGCUGCACCGCAGCCGCUCUCUCAGGGACCUGCCCUCCCUCGGCCUGAGCCCCAUGGCUGUGCUAGAGUUCUAUGCGAAUCUGCCCRAUGACAUCUUUGAAACUGGGAAGACGGCGGAGCAGCCAAAGCCACUCUCCCUCAGCUCCUGUGACCUGCCCAACGGGGACUGUGCCCUCCCCUGCAGCUCUGCUGCGUCUCCCUCUGGCUCAGCGAAUCCAGAAAUCACCAUCACCCCUGCAGAGCUCGGCCACASCAGCCCGCCUUCCCAGGACGAGGGAGGGGAUGACGGCAGCUCGGCAUCUUCCAGGAACUCCUYGGGAGAAGGCCAGGAACCCGAGUCACCCCUGCAGGAGGACCCAGCGGAGCCCACGGCCCUGGGGGCUGAGCGCCUGUUCCUGGAGAAUGCAGUCGCCGAGGCCCUUCUGCAAGAGUCGGAGGAGGCCUCGGAGCUCAAGCCUGUGGAGCUGGACACCUUUGAAGGGAAUAUCACCAAGCAGCUGGUCAAGAGGCUCACCUCGGCCGAGGGGCCGGCAGCCACAGAGCGUCUGCUUUCUGAGGACUCGGCCGGUGGGGAGUCCUUCCUGGAUGGCAGCUUGGAGGACGCCCUGAGUGGGCUGUUCCUUGCUCUAGAACCGCAUAAGGAGAAGUACAAGGAGUUUCAGGACCUGAACCAAGAGGUCAUGCAUUUGGAUGAUAUUCUAAAAUGCAAGCCCUCGGUGAGCCGCAGCCGGUCCUCCAGCCUCAGCCUCACGGUGGAAAGCGCUUUAGAGAGCUUUGACUUCCUCAACACCUCUGAUUUUGAUGAGGAGGAGGACGGGGAGGAGGCGCGCCGUGGCGGCGGUGCUGACUCGGUGUUCUCGGACACCGAGCCCGAGAGGAGCAGUUACAGGUCGGUUCACCCAGAAGCCAGGGGGCAUCUUAGUGAGGCACUGACCGAAGACACAGGCGUGGGGACCAGCGUGGCAGGCAGCCCCCUCCCGCUGACCACCGGGAACGAGAGCCUGGACAUCGCCAUCGUGCGGCACCUGCAGUACUGCACCCAGCUCGUUCAGCAAGUUGUCUUCUCCAGCAAAACCCCCUUUGUGGCAAGAAACCUCUUAGAGAAGCUUUCGAGACAGACCCAAGUGAUGGAGAGACUCGCGGCUGCCAGUGACGAGGAGGCGGGGAGCCUGAGCUCUGUCGUGCAAGCCAUCCCAGAGUUUCACAAAAAGCUGUCUCUGCUGUCCUUCUGGACCAAGUGCUGCGGCCCGGCCGGGGUGUACCACAGCUCUGCCGACAGGGUGAUCAAGCAGCUGGAGGCCAGCUUUGCCAGGACUGUCAACAAGGAGUACCCAGGACUCGCAGACCCAGUGUUUCGAACCCUGGUCUCGCAAAUCCUGGACCGGACGGGGCCUCUGCUGCCCGGCAGCCUCUCCUCGGAAGUGGUCACGGUUUUCCAGUACUGCAGUUACUUCUCCAGCCACGGCGUGAGCGACCUGGAGAGCCACCUGUGCCAGCUGGCCAGGCAAGUCUCCAUGGUGCACACCCUGCAGUCCCUGAGAGAUGAGAAGCUGCUCCAGGCCGUGGGCAACCUGGCUCCCAGCAGCCUCCUGGCUCAGCAAGAGGUGCUCCGGACUCUGGCUCUGCUCUUAACCAGAGACGACAGUGACGUCAGCAAGGCUGUGACACUCUACUUGGCAGCAGCCUCCAAGAACGAGCAUUUCAGGGAAAAGGCCUUGCUCUAUUACUGUGAAGCACUGACCAAGACCAACCUGCAGCUGCAGAAGGCAGCCUGCCUGGCCCUGCGGAGCCUGGAGGCAACUGAAAGCAUUAAAAUGCUAGUGACCUUGUGUCAGUCUGACACGGAAGAAAUCAGAAAUGUGGCCUCAGAAACCCUCUUGUCUCUUGGAGAAGACGGGCGGCUGGCCUAUGAACAGCUGGACAAAUUUCCGCGAGACGGUGUGAAAGUUGGAGGUCGUCAUGGAGCUGAGGUGGCCACGGCCUUUUAGCCACGGGUCAGGCUGCCUGGCCACGGUCCCGACUUCUGGCCCUUCCACCCGGUGUCCAAGACUUGAAGACCUCCUACAAUGUGAGGGGAGUCUCAGUCUGGUUUCACAGCCCCUCUGCUUUUCCUUUGGCCACAAAAACAGGGCUGUGCAGAACUCUGACCGCGUCGUUGACCGUGACUGGCAAUAUCAGGAAGAGUCCGUCUUGUCUUAAUAAGUGGGGAUUUUAAAACAGCCAUCUUUGUACCUUUUUGGAAUUUCAAUAAGCUUGAAAUUGUCAUGCGAUGUUUCUAUAAAUACCAUCUGCUUUGCAGUUUUUCUCUGUGGUGUUCUCAGGGUUGAGUGGUCCUUUAGCUACCUAAUUUUACUUUAAAUACAAGCACACAAAAAAUGAUUUCUUCAAACAAUGCUUGCCUGAAGAAUGUGGCAAAAUGACCCAUUGUAAGAGUCUAAUUUUUAUAUUUUACUUUUUUAAGCUCUGUGUUUCUUUUGUCCAUCCUAAAAAUUCCCAAAUCGUGUUCUCAUCAUAUUUAAAAGAUAACUAAAUCACUAAGAACUGCCUUAGUAAGAUUAUGCCCAUAUGCUCAAAACCCAAAAAACUCACUAAGCCUUUUUUAUUUGUUUUUUGGAUUUUUUUUUAGUGGGACUGAACCCAGGGCCAUUUGGGGU
This is a messenger RNA of Urocitellus parryii (Arctic ground squirrel), 3917 nucleotides long. It is a transcript of the gene Ripor2, whose product is annotated as RHO family interacting cell polarization regulator 2. The record is from RefSeq and is a predicted model, not a curated record. NCBI's taxonomy places the organism in Eukaryota, Metazoa, Chordata, Mammalia, Rodentia, Sciuridae.